Molecule: messenger RNA, 1706 nt
Organism: Entelurus aequoreus (snake pipefish)
Lineage: Eukaryota; Metazoa; Chordata; Actinopteri; Syngnathiformes; Syngnathidae
Product: 7-dehydrocholesterol reductase-like
Exons: 8
Coding region: 124-1563 (479 amino acids)
Biological process (GO): cholesterol biosynthetic process; brassinosteroid biosynthetic process
Cellular component (GO): endoplasmic reticulum membrane
Molecular function (GO): 7-dehydrocholesterol reductase activity
Source: RefSeq, a predicted model, not a curated record
AACGGGGCCUCACGAUCCAGCUGUGCCGAGGACAAGACGCCCUGAGCGGCCAGGAGAGAGCGAGUCUUCCCGGUGUCUCGUCACGGUUGUUCCAGCGGCUGGUGGGGGGAAGAAGCGUCCGACAUGAGCAACGCGGCGUCCAGCGAUGUCACCAGGAGGCGGGUCCAGAACGGCGCCAACGGGUCGGCGGGGGAGAAGAGCGAGAAUGAGUCCGCGCAGUGGGGGAGAGCCUGGGAGGUGGACUGGUUCUCCCUGGUCAGCGUGGUGGCCUUGCUCCUCCUGGCCCCGGUCCUGGUCUUGUUCCUGGUGAUGGUGUGUGACCAGUACCAGUGUUCCAUAUCCCAGCCUGUGCUGGACGUGUACCAGGGCAGGAGCACCCUGCUCUCCAUCUGGGCCCGCGUACCCUCGCCCACCUGGAUGGCUGCCAAGAUCUACACUGCCUGGGUGCUCUUCCAGGUGUUGUUGUACAUGUGCAUCCCUGACGUCCUGCACAAAGUCCUUCCUGGUUACGUCGGGGGAGUCCAAGAAGGUGCCAGAACGCCCGCAGGUGUGAUCAACAAGUACCAGAUCAACGGGCUGCAGUGCUGGCUGCUCACUCACUUCCUGUGGCUGCUCAACACUCACUACUGGCACUUCUUCUCUGCCACCACCAUCUUUGACCACUGGAUGCCCCUCAUGUGGUGUGCUAACCUGCUGGGCUACACCGUCUCCACCUUUGCCUUCUUUAAAGCAUACCUCUUCCCCACCAACCCACACGACUGCAAGUUCACAGGCAACAUGUUGUACAACUACAUGAUGGGAAUAGAGUUCAACCCCCGUGUGGGUCGAUGGUUCGACUUCAAGUUGUUCUUCAACGGGCGCCCUGGCAUCGUGGCCUGGACCCUCAUCAACCUGUCCUACAUGGCCAAGCAGCAGGAAGUCUAUGGUCAUGUGACUAACUCCAUGGUGCUGGUCAACCUGCUGCAGGGUAUUUAUGUGCUGGACUUCUUCUGGAACGAGGCGUGGUACCUGAAGACCAUAGACAUCUGCCACGACCACUUUGGUUGGUACCUGGGCUGGGGAGACUGUGUGUGGCUGCCAUACCUGUACACGCUACAGGGUCUCUACCUGGUCUACCACCCGGUGCAGCUGUCCCAGACCCACUUCCUGCUGGUCCUGCUCCUGGGUCUGGUGGGCUACUACAUCUUCCGUGCCACCAACCACCAGAAGGACCUGUUCCGCCGCACCCAGGGCGCCUGCACCAUCUGGGGGGGGCAGCCCGCCUUCAUCCAGUGCUCGUACCGCUCGGCCGACGGCGCCGUGCACCAAAGCAAACUGCUGACCUCGGGCUUCUGGGGCGUGGCACGCCACUUCAACUACACGGGUGACCUGAUGGGCUCGCUGGCGUACUGCGCCGCCUGUGGCUUCCAGCACCUUCUGCCCUACUUCUACCUGAUCUACAUGAGCGUGCUGCUGGUGCACCGCUGUCUGAGGGACGAGCACCGCUGCAGCAGCAAGUACGGAGCCGACUGGCACCGCUACACCCGCACCGUGCCCCACCGCCUGCUGCCCGGAAUCUUCUAGAGAGUGGCCGCUUCCACACCAAUCAGCAGCAAGUACUGAGCCGACUGGCACCGCUACACCCGCACCGUGCCCCACCGCCUGCUGCCCGGAAUAUUCUAGACAGCUCUUGUCAUUUGUCACCACUUCCACACCAAUCAGCAGCA